AAAAAAAAGGAACAGUGUAGUGUCGACUGUGUUGGAAUUUCCCGAGCUCCCUGGCGAGCAAUCCACAGUGCGAUAAAAAAAAAAAAAUACACUGACCGGUGUGUUGUAUAGUCUCGUAUCCCCUGUGACGACAGAUGCUGGGCGAGACAAGUGCGUGACAAAUAACGGUUCCGUCUGCCGUCGCUUCUGGGAACUUUGUACCCACACACGUACUGCCUAGGAUAUACAUACGUACACAGUCAUCGCUCCACUCCCAGCGAGCCACGACUCCACGAAAAAGGUGUCGCGGGCACGGCGAGAGCGAGUGGUGUCCAGCCCCUACGCCUCCAGCAGCAGCCGCCCCCAGCCACCGCCCCCAGCAGCUGCCACGGCUGCGCAGCCAACAUGAAAGUGAACCAGACUCCCGACGACCAGCUGCCGCUCAUGUUCGGCAGCAGUGGAACGCGCUUCGGCUCCAAGUCGCGGCCGACCAUGAUCUCCGCCAAGUACCGGCUCAAGGAGGAGCGCCGUAAGGUGCUCAAGAUAUCUAUCGGCAAGCUCAAGAAGAUAGAGGACCCCGAGAGCUCGCUGAGGCGUUCUGUGCUCAUCAACAACACAGUCAAGCGGUUACAGAAGGAGGCGCGCGAGGAGAAGAUGAUGAAGCAGCAGGUGCUGUACAACACUACCAGUAGCUGUUUCCUGGACGAUCCAGAUCCAGUCACGGCUUCAGUGCCGACAGCAACUACUACGACAACUCCCACGCUGACGGAAGCUUCUGUCGUGUCACCUCUGACGACCGGUGUCGUGGACCCACUGGUAACCCCAGCUUCCCCCGCAGUAGUCGGCACUGUGACUACCGUACCGUCCCCGAGCGGUGUCGAUCCGUCUUCGGCCUCGAUCACUUCCGUCGGCAGCGUAUCCGGUACCUCGGCAACGGCGCCAACUGACAGCCGGAAGAGGCCACUCCUGGAGGACGACUGCUGUGACGUACUCAGCCAGUUCUACAUGCCACCCACACCACGCAUGCUCACCUCUAUCGACGACGAGGACGAAGACGACGACGUCGUGGUCAACGUGGUGGACGUCGAGCCGCAGUCGGCGGACCCCGCGGCUACGGCUACCGGGACGUCAGCCGCACCUGCCGGUGACCCCACUUCGAGCCCCGCCACCUGUCCGAUCGACUCCCGGGAGCUGUGCAGUCCCGCACCGGCAAAGAGGCCCAAGUUCGAGGUGGCCAUCGAGGUGCCAGACCCGGCCACUGCGGAACUGGAAAGGCGACUCUUUUCGUGCGGGGGUGACGACUUGCGGAACAGCACGUGCUGCUGGUCCGCGACCACCGGCAUCCCCAGGGUACCCGCGCCGCACACCGACGAUCUGCGGCUCAGGUUUGCCGACAGCUCCAGGUCCGCGUCCUCUGGCAACUGCACCGAGUCCUCGACAGCAGAACAGCAGCAACAGCAACAGCAGCAGCAACCGCAGCAGUACUCUUGUGGGCACGCGUCCAUUUUCGGAGAGAUCCAGUCUGUCGUCUUCCACAGCUUGAUCGCCUCACUCGAGUCAUAACGGCGAAACUCUGGUGACGUGGAAUUCGGUGGCAGCCCGAGUGACUGUCAUAGAGAACUGUUCUGACGGUUGCUGUGUUGUAUUGGACUCCUUUGAGACUGCACCUACUCCACAGAAAAGAAAAUUUGAUGUGCCGUUUGCAAAGGCCACGUGCACGUAAGUGGAGCAGGGUUGUUUGGCAAGCUAGAAAGUGUCUUUCGAACAGAUACGACUGUCGACAGCUGUGGAAAGCCGAUACUCGAGGCGACGUGUGAGACCGAACUCUCGUGUACAGCACUGAGCUAUGUGAUGCGGAGUUUGGUUAGUCUCCUUCCUGUAGUGAAUUUCCUACACUGUAACAUUAUUUGUCACAAAUAUUGUGGGGUGGAUUGAACGGGAGAGAAAAACACGUCCACAUAAAUAGCCUGGUGGUUAGGUAUUGACUUCCAAGUGGUUAACAUUUGGAUCUUGUCGAUACUGUGCUCCAAAAAAAUGAGAGAAAAACUAGCGGCCCUUGUCUAGAUCUUCUGUGAAAUCACCACUGUCACACCUUUCCCAAUUUUAUUUUAUCCUUUUGACAUAUUGGGAGUAGAUAAAAAAAAUGCUGUGGGGGGCACAGAAUGUUAAAGGCAACUAAGUCAAUAGCAGUUUAGUUAAUGAAGGAAAGACUUCUUUAUAGAACAUUUAAAGGAAAUUGGUUUGGGACGUUCUUGAGACAUUUUGUGGACGAAACAGGCUGUGUAAUGUACAUAAAUGAUAUAUAUAAAAAAAUAUAUAUAUAUUUUAAAUUGUUCCACAGUUCUAAGAACUAUGUCUAAACAGCCUGACUGUGCUGCUAGAAAGGCAGAAUUUUUUUUUUUUUUUUUUUU
Schistocerca serialis cubense is the source of this 2390-nucleotide messenger RNA. RefSeq lists its product as uncharacterized. Gene Ontology annotation, molecular function: transcription regulator activity. Lineage: Eukaryota; Metazoa; Arthropoda; Insecta; Orthoptera; Acrididae. Gene Ontology annotation, cellular component: nucleus. The coding region runs from base 385 to 1542 and encodes 385 amino acids. The transcript has 4 exons. The record is from RefSeq and is a predicted model, not a curated record.